This is a messenger RNA of Exophiala viscosa, 2322 nucleotides long. RefSeq lists its product as uncharacterized. The record is from RefSeq and is a predicted model, not a curated record. The transcript has a single exon. The coding region runs from base 236 to 2071 and encodes 611 amino acids. NCBI's taxonomy places the organism in Eukaryota, Fungi, Ascomycota, Eurotiomycetes, Chaetothyriales, Herpotrichiellaceae.
ACUGCAUUGCAGAGAGCCAAAGCGUUAGACGCAGUGUCUGGUGUCGACGGUCUGUCCAUUCGGAUGUCUAGUGAUUCAGGUCUGGGAUCUUCUGAUACCUUCAGGAUAGUCAUGAUGCGACAUCAUUCCAGGAGGAUGAUCCAGUCAAAUACCAAUCGUCCACCACUGAGUUAUUCUGCCCAUGGUAUGAUAUGGAAACGAUCACUGGUAUGACCACAACUUCGUGGUGGCAACGAUGGAAAAGAAGCACGAGAGCAAGCCUUAUCAGGGACCAUUUCUAUUCAUCAACAGCACCGCCGAGAAACCCACGACAAGCAAGAAUGAUAGCUUUACAAUAUCGUCCCAUGUGUCGAAGACACACCGUAACUGGCUAAAGGCUCAGAGAUUGAAGAGAUUGCAGGCAUCUGUGGGCAAGGCUGUGGCGCACAGGUCUAUCCUUGCUGCAGAUCCUAUAAUAUCCGAAGGCGGCCCCCUACCAUUGGGGUCACCUUACGGUGUUGGGUCUUCAUCUAUGACGGAGCCCAUUCAAGUACGCGUCAACAAUGACGAAGUUUUGGCCGGAAGUCAAACGAGAUAUGUCUUGGACUCGUCGAAGACAGGCGGCUUCGAUUGCUUACUCGGCAUUGCCACUAGUCAGCGUGUUUUCCCUUUCGAGGCCAGCCAAGAGCGUGGUGAUCAUCAAGGCUUGCAUGAGAAAUCAUGGAUAAAGCACGACCGUCAAGCCAUGAGACCACUCCUAGCCAUAUGGAAAGGUAGUGCAGACCCCUUUUCGGCCGCUGCUGUACACCUCACACCCAGGGAUCAUGAGAUCAUCUGCCUAGCCCAGCGGUUCUUGGUAUUUGCAGCAUGGCCAGAGAAAGCUAGUGCAGUGUUCAGGACCCCAAUAGCCGAUACAACGAACUCGCACAUACAGCUGCAGCAGACUAUAACGGAUGAAGCCGAGAUCCAUGCAAUCCUUGCCUCGGGAUAUCAUGUGGCCGUAGACCUCUCGACGGAAGAUUCCCAAGUCGCAGUUGCAAGACGGUUGGCACACAAGUCCAGGGCCGUGAUGUUGCUAAGGCAGAAACUGUCGAGGUCGGGUUCUUCGAAGAGUGUAGCCACAUUGAUUCGACUGCUCAUCUCGUUGGACUUCCAGGCUGGUGAUUUUACCGCUUCUCUGGUGCAUUUACGCGGGCUGUGGUCGAUAUCAUUGUCCGUUCCCGGCAUGCUAGCUGACACGCAAGAGCUUUUGAUUGUCAGCGACGUAUGGAUCGCGCUUUCGCUACUCAAAAGACCGGAGAUAUCACCAGCACGAUACGAUCCGGGUCCGCGACUGGCACAGUCAUUCGACGUUGAACUUCGAGAUUUGGAGAACCAUUUUCCACAUUCGCUCUCUCGAUGCACGACAUCUUCUGGCACCACUGUGCUUGAUCUAUCAGUAUUGUCUUUGCUGAAUGCUGCUUCCGAGAUAGUGAAUACGAAAGCGGUCAUGGCCAAGCUUGAAGAUCCUGGAUUGCAGCAAGACGUCGUCUGGUGGAUGCAUCGACGUGCCACGGCCGUGUCAGGCCGACUGAUGACGGGUUACGUUGAGGCCAUGGAAGCUGCAAUUUCUCCGGCGUCGGACCAAGUCACGACCACCAGAAACAUGAUGAACAGAAUUGCAUGUUUAUGCGCGAUUCUAUUCAUGAACCUGAGGUUCGUGGAUUCUCCCAGCAACUACAAUUUCAGCACUACAUUUCAGGCUAUCGAACCAGCCCUGCGCAGUGUUGCCCGCUACAUGGAUGACAUGCCCAAGGAGUUUGAUAAAGCCUAUCUAUGGACACUCUUCAUGUGUGCUAUGGGAAACGACGUCUAUGCUGCAAGAGGAGAUAUCCUUUACUCGCCUUGGCCAGUUCCGGAGUUCUUUCGUGUUUGCAAGAGGAUGGAUUUGACGGAAAGGGAUGCUGUUAUCAACAUUCUCAGUCAGUUUCAGUACUAUCCACAAAUGGACGAAUUCCUCAGCGAAGUGCUGCAUGGCGCACAAAGCAUACCAGUCACCAACAUGAUCCCUUGGACCAGAUGGUGUUUUGCUCUGGAUCAUUAUAUUGGCUGAAAGGGAACAGUAUGGGCUCGAUCAUAACUCUUACGUGCUACAAGCUUUACAUGUUCGAUCUUCAAUUUCAAUCUUACGAACUCGCCAUACUUGUGCAUGCCUUGCUGGCCCGAUGUCCGCGGUUAUGCCUGUUCAACUGUCUAGGCAACUGACAGCACCACUCCCAAUCUGCAAUCAAUCUACAUCUUAUCCUGCCAUUAAAAGGUGCUCAUACGGUACUUGCUGUCACCGUCGUACUGCGACAGCUCUUC